This is a messenger RNA of Morchella sextelata, 1770 nucleotides long. RefSeq lists its product as uncharacterized. Gene Ontology annotation, molecular function: catalytic activity. NCBI's taxonomy places the organism in Eukaryota, Fungi, Ascomycota, Pezizomycetes, Pezizales, Morchellaceae. The transcript has 3 exons. The coding region runs from base 1 to 1770 and encodes 589 amino acids. The record is from RefSeq and is a predicted model, not a curated record.
AUGCCAAACAAUAAUUUCUCGACUACUUCACAGGGUAUCAACUAUCCUGCAGCCAUUGAGGCGCCAGUAACGCCGUACACCAAUCCUCCAGACACAAACCCCGUACUGGCAGGAUUGCCAUUACGGCUACUGAGUGAAGCAGUUGCAAACAUCACACCCCUUCAAUCCCUCCUCUGGAGCAACGCAGGCUUCGGCUCCCUACGCUCUCUUGAGGCCACCGGGAUCCUCGACCCCUACCAGCCCCGCUUCGACCCCACCGUGAUCCCUCACAGUGCCCCCAUACCGCCCACCUCUCUCCCGCGCCUUCCCAAGGAGAAUCCAAUCUUUUACUGCGCCGGCGAGUACAUAGAUGCCUACAGAGAGAAGAAGCUCACGCCCACUGCCGUCACUACCAAAGUUACCAGCCUCCUCGCCUCCCCCCAACACUCGGCAUGCAUUAUCACGCCCGUGACCCCUUCCGCUUCACCCAGCGACCGCCGCUAUGCCACCAACGCCGAAGCCCCGAGAAUGAAGCUUGACGGUGUCCCGAUCCUUGUCAAGGACGAGCUCGCUGUCGCCGGCACUCCCAAGACUCUCGGCCUUACUUUCGCAGAAAUGUCGCGCCGCGGCACAAAUAAGCUCGACGACGGAGAGACAUCAUGGUGUGUACAGAAGCUGAUUGACGCCGGCGCGCUCGUGGUCGGGAAAACCAACAUGCACGAGAUUGGCUUCGAUACGACGAACAACAACCCGAACCAUGGGACUCCGCGGAACCCAUACAACCCCAAUUACUAUACCGGCGGGAGCUCCGGCGGUAGCGCCUACGCCGUUGCGGCAGGUCUAGUUCCUAUUGCGGUCGGCGCGGACGGCGGGGGCUCCAUCAGGCUCCCCGCAGGUUACUGCGGCGUCUACGGGCUAAAGCCAACUCAUGGGCGGAUCUCACAGGCACCAACGCGAUCAAUUGCGCCGUCCAACGGAGUCAUCGGGCCCAUCGCCGCAACAAUGGACGAUCUCGAACGUGCCUACGAGAUCAUGGCGCAACCCGACCCCAGCGACGCAUCCUCCCGCCUGUUCCCUCCCCCGCAAUGGAACCCCUCGGACAGCAAGAAGCGCCUCAUCGGUGUCUACAAGCCCUGGCUCGAAGACUGCAGCCCCGACGUCCACGCUGCGACCCAAGCGGCAAUCCAGCAUCUGCAGACCAGCGCCGGCUACGAAGUAAUCGAUAUCGAGCUGCCGCUCCUCUCCGAAGGCCGUAAAGCGCACGCCCUCACAAUCAUGACCGAGAUUGGCCAGGGUUUCUGCAAAGGCGACACGCACGGGCUCACACCCGCCAACAAGGUCGUCGUCGCCAUCUCCGGGCAGACGCCGGCGCGCGACUUUGUCCUCGCGCAGCGGGUGCGAGCGCUGCUGAUGUCGCAUCUGGCGUGGCUUUGGGAGAAGUAUGGUGACACGCUGGUCAUUGUGAGUCCUGUGACGCCGACGGCAGGGGCGAAGAUUAUUGCGGAGGGGCAUGCGGAAAAGGGUGGUGCGGGGGUGAGCGAUACGAAUGCGAGUUUGAAGAGUAUGCAAUAUGUGUUCCUGGCAAACUUCACGGGCACGCCGAGUAUUUCCAUGCCAGUCGGGUACUCUGCAGACGGGGUGCCAAUCGGCAUGAUGGGGCUUGCGGCGUGGGGCGCGGAGGAGACGCUCCUCAGUCUUGGGAGGGCGUGUGAGCGCUACUUUGAGAACGAGGUGGGGAGAAGGAGGCCUGCGGGCGAGGGGUGCUGGGCGGAUGUGCUGGGGGCAGUGUGA